Pocillopora meandrina is the source of this 13096-nucleotide messenger RNA. The record is from the annotation of a GenBank genome assembly. NCBI's taxonomy places the organism in Eukaryota, Metazoa, Cnidaria, Anthozoa, Scleractinia, Pocilloporidae.
AUGGCGUCCGUCGAGAUAAUCUCGACGUCUGAAGAAAUUUCUCCGCGUUUCCAAAAGCUUCUUCGAGGAGUGUCCGAUGAACUCAGUCCCGAAGAACUAAGGCAUGCCGUAUCGUCCAUAAAAACUAAUUUUAGGGGCAAGUUUGAAGAUCAAGGAGAACAAGAUUUGUACUCAUGCCUCCAAUUAUUUGCUAAGCAAGGUCUUGUAUCGGAGGACAAUCUGACUUUGUUGGAGGGGUUUUUAAGCCCGAAAGCGUCCAAGAAAAAGUCGCUAAAGGAAAAAAUUCAACAAUUUAAGGAAAACCGCCAACAAGAGGUCAGUUCUGGAAAGGAAGAACCAGGUUUGACCGGUAGGGAACGUGACCUAGAGAAAGUUAUGGCAAUGUUGACAACAGGAAGUUCGCGUGUUGUCAAUUUGCAUGGAAUUAGUGGAGUAGGCAAGACUAAAUUGGCAAUAGAAAUUGUUUCAAAGUGGCCGGGGAGGAAAUUCAAGGCCGAUUUUAGAGAAAUCACUGAGAUGAAAGACGUUCAUUUUCACGUUUUAAACGCUUUAGCACCAGACAAAACGAACAUAAGCUUCGAAGCAAAUCUAGUAGUGGAAUUAAUGCAACAGUUUAGGCAAGCAGAGCAAAACAGUGACAUAUUGCUGCUCCUUGAUAACGUCGAUAAAUUUGCAGGAGGAGAUGAUGAAGCUUCCACCUUCCUUAAUGCCAAUUUUGUGAAGUUUCUGCAAGGACUUCUAGGUCCAAAGGAUUAUCCGGGGAAAUCGAAACUGAAGAUUUUGUUGACAUCAAGAUCAACGCUUCGUCACGCAAAGUUGGCCAACUUUGACAAUUACGAAGUUAUGGCUUUAGAGAAAAUUUCAUCAAGUGUCUUAUUCCAAAAUCAGGGAAUUGGCAGCGUUCGAGAGGAUCAAAUGGAGAAACUGCUGCAGAUUUGCCAAGGGAAUCCCCUCAUCAUCAGGGGAAUGGCAGCAAUCUUGAGGCAACAAAUAACCGAUGACACCAGGAUUUUGGAAACGAUUGAGCAGCCACUAGAAGCCGAGCCACCAGAGUCGGGAAUACCAGCAGCAGAGGAGAGUCGAGAGAGAGACGUAUUUGACUCCGAAAAGGAAGGCAUUGAUAAAGAGCAAGAAAGCUGUUUAAGAAAAAUGUUUUUCUUCUUGCCUAGUAAACAGUUAAAAGAUUCUGCCAUUUCGAUGUCACUGUUCUGUCGCUCUUUCUCUGUCGAAGCAGCAGCCGAAGUCCUUGGAGUGGACUCGUCAGAAGCGGUUAUACAACUAGAAGGUCUCAGGAAUAGUGAAGUGCUAACGGUAGACCUUGACGUGAAAGAACUCACCUAUGACAUCCACCCUCUAGUGCGAACAUUUCUGAGAAGCAUUGGUAGUAACCAAAAGAUGUUUGUCAAAGUUUACGAGAAGGCAAAAGGCAGGUUUCAUACAUAUUUCAUGUCCAAAAUGAUAGACAUUUCAAGGCUUUUGGACAAAGACUACAUGAAUGCCUUCGAUAAUUUUGAUCUUGACAAACCAAACUUUGAACUUGCUUUGGAUAUUUCUUUCAAGUCAGACCAUCUUCUUAUCCCAAAAGAGCAUCGCGAAAGUGUUAUGAUCUUUUAUCUCUUCGAGGCCAUGCUUGACGAAAAAGCAAGAAAGAACAUUUUUAAUUGCUGGGCCGAAAAGGUCGAGGAUGAUGGAAAGGAAGGUAAGGUUUUAUUGUGUUCUGGAAAAAAGUCUUAGUUUACGUAGGAAAUUUUUCUGGAUACCUCGGUAGUGUAAGUUAGCCGUCGACCUGAUGGAAAAACUAACAGAUAACACUGACUAAACUCGACUGACAACAACAAUUUACUCGACUCUAGCUCUUUAUAGCAGAAUCUACAGUGCAACCAUUGGAACUAUAUUUCUUUGUUUGACUUCUGAAAUUUUGCCUUGAAACAGGGACAAAUGAGAUAAUCAACCUCAAAAUACAUAAAGCGCAACAUAUAUCGAGAGCCUUUAACUUGCAAUGCACCAUCAGUAUUUUUCAAGAAUAAAACAAUUCAGAAGUGAAACCGGAAACUGUCGUUUUAUAUCAUUCCACUCAAGUAGAACCACAUCUAAAAAACAUACAAAACAUGUAAGAUAAUGUACAGGUCGAUAUAUAUACAACUAUCGUUUUAAAAAUAAAAGAUUUUAUUUGAUUUAGUUCGGACGCACACUGCGUCAUUCGAUCUGUCAUCGGCUGAUAAUUUAGGCCGUUGCGUUCUAACAUUCCACCGAAGAUUAUUUUCUCUGUCGCUUGAAAUCAUGUUUGAUCACAAAAUAUAUUGCUUUUCAUUCACAAAUAUACAUUUACAGGUUUGUUUCAAGGCAAAAAACAAGGAUUCGUGCGCUAAAGUAAAAGUAAAUGUUUCAACACCACAUAAGAAUUCAGAAUUCAGAAUUCGGACAAGAUUUGCUAGUUAUUCAUAUAAGAUACCACCAUGCAUACUUCCAUCGUCAAAAAUCAUCUCUAAAGCCUUAGCUACGCUGUAUCUCUCGCGUUUCGCAUCGGACGCCAUCACCUCAGAUUGAAAUCGUACACAAGUGAUUUUCGGAUCGGGCUCCCGAGGUCACGUUUGAUAGUUCGGAGCUAAAACUCACCAUGUGAUUGGCUUAGAAUAUUUACUAGCUACAGCCGGAAUUUCAGAGCGAUCGGAUGUAAUCCGAGCAUUUCCGAAAAGGUCAACGUCAUCGUGCAAUUUUGCACGAUCGGCCUCAGGGCUUGAACACGAAGAGCUAGUCGUGACUUUAACUCAGGUUGUCGAAACUCCAGUCAUCACUGCCGACAACAGUCCUUCUCAGGACUUCACUCACCCGAACGAUCAGACUACACGAUCAAAGCUAUUGAGUGUAAUCUGAUCCUUUCGGUAAGGAGCUUACCGCCUUCUCAUUUUGUCCGAAUCUGUUCAAACGCCCAAAGAAUCUUUCACGAUGAAGCUAUACAGGGUAUAUGUAAUAAGAUUCGGUACAUUGUUUCUCAGUUUUGUUGACCAGGCCUGACAAGGUCGUUUGUCGCAAUAUUCGCAUCUUUUUUAAUCUUGUAGAGGGUAACUUCCUAAUUUGAGUCAGGGUUUGAAGAUGCAGAUGCGUCCCUUCCCAAACUUUCCUUAAACAUUCCUUAAGUUAACCCUCGUUGACAUUCUAAUAAGAAAUAAAAACGUUCUCUGGUUAAAAAUAUGCCUAAAACUUAGAGAGAGAGAAAAACUUAUUUCCCUUGUUGUUUCUUUAGGUUCCUUGCUUCGAGCAGAACUAAAAUGCCGCGAAACGUUGUUGGUUCUUAAACUUGAAGGAUGGCAGAGAGCAUUGACGGUCGCGAGGAGAGCGAAAGAGUCGCUUAGCAAAGUGCAGAAGGAAACUAAGAGCACAGAUUCCUUUAGGUUGACCAAGAGUUCCUACCUGUUCUCUUGGGGUGAAGUAUAUUACAGAGCAGGGAAUAUGUCAAAGUCACUGAGGAUUUUGCACAAGGCGCUGAAGAUAAUGGAAAAUGAACUUCACAGCCAUACAAGCACUUCAAGGUGCUUAAACGGCAUUGGAAACUGCCACAACAAGCUAGGAGAGUAUGACGAGGCCAUAAAGUACUACAUGAGAGCAUACGAUAUGAGACAACAGCUCUCUGGCUCAGUGAAACAUUUUGACAUGCCCUUCUUCAAAGGACAGAUCGGGACGGUUUAUGAAGGAAAGAAACAAUUUGAAAAGGCAAUCGAAUACUACAAAGAAGCCUUAGAGCUCGCUAAGGAACUAAAAAUUCCAGGCAUGGUGAACACUGCCCAGUACAAUCGAAACAUUGCUAAUGCGUACUGUUGGUUGCAAAACUUUAAAGACGCCUACCAACCUGCAAAGAAUGCUUACGAGAUCCGGAAGGCCAUUUUGGGAAGGCACCCUGACACUGCUCGAAGUGCUUUCCAAAUGGCGCAAAUUUGUCGAUACUCGGAGGACUCUGACGCAGCGAAAGAGUUUUAUGAGGAAGCAUGGGAGAUUGAGAAGUCUCUGGGCCAAGGAAACCACAGCGAAGUCAUGGUCAGAAUCGUUGAGAGCUCCGAAGGGUUCUUUCUUGAAGGAGAGAGGAAAGAUCAGUUUCGACAAGAAGUAUUCGACUUUUUUCUACGCUACUGGGACGAAGAAAGAGCCUUCGAAGGGUUUGAAUUUUCUCUCGCCAAUAAGACAGUUAUUGAUUCAAUAAACGAAAGGCUUGGUGAAUUUGGCGACCGUCAAACACAGGAGAGAUACCAAAAAGAAGCUCUAUGGUUUUAUGAAGGCGCGUGGAAUUCACCCGACGCGAGAAAGUUACCAGACACCGUCAGAGAGGAAAUUCUGCAAACUCUCUGUAGGCUCUGUAAACAGCUUUCCGAGAAAAGUAAGGUCGAAAAGUACAGUAACGAAGCCUUUCGAUUUUAUGAAAAGAAGUGGAAAAAAAACAAGGUCGGAAUGUCAAAGCGCGAUAGAAUCGACAUUCUCAUCACUCUUGUAGACAUGGCUUCAACACAGGCGAAAGAGAAGAAGAAACAAAAGUAUAAGAGUUUGUUAAAGGUAUGACAAAGCUCUUUGAUCUAUCAAUGGAUGACAUCAACUUGAAUGGGGUUUAGUUUAGAGAAAGAUGUUAUUUGUCUUGUUACGAGGGUGGGACAAAGAAAGAAAUUAUGAAUCCCUAUGAGGAAUCGAACCUCAGACCUUCGGAUUCCGAGCCAUAGAGACUCUACCGUGAGCGAGGUCUAUUACGAAGUUCUUAAGGGUUUUAGUUUAGUAUGUAAGAUAGUACGAUCUCGAACGAUCGUUAACUUUCAUUAGUUUUACACUUUACAAUUGGUUGAACCGAGCAACCUCGCGAAAUCUACCCAGCUAGUCUUCUUGUGGAACAAAUGUAUCCCUGACUUACCAAAGCCGUUGUCUUUACAUUGCCCAAGCAUCCUACAUUAUCCUUGGUGGCACAACAUAUUUUCCUUUUUUAUUAGCCCUUUUACGUUACUUAGAUUUGGAUUAAUGGCGAUUCUCUGAACUUUUUCGCAUUUUAAUGCUCACUCAGAAAGCCAAACAGAGCGGAACUUUGAUGGGAACUGUGAAAGGAUUCCUUUCUUUUGGAGCAAAAGGUAUUUGGUGAGGGAAUACUUUGACCAGAAGUCGUGCAUAUUUUAAAUAACGAAAGACGCAAGCGUUCUCUCUAUUAGUUACAAACGCCUUCAAUUACGCAUAUAAAAAAACGUGGUUAAAUACAUUUUUUAAAUAAGCGCACCCGAAGGCGUUUUUAACUGAUAUGUCCGAGAGAACACGAGUGUCUUUCGUUAUUCAUGAGCAUGGUUGAUGUUUUGUAAGGUUCGUCAUUCCACGGGGCGUGGGCGUACAAUGAUUUUCUGUUAAUGUUUUUCAAAUGCAGGAUUUGCUUUUCAUUGCUUAAAUCUUUUUCAAAACAAAAAACUAUGCUAUUUUAGAAGCUGAACAGCUGUCUAGUGAGGACGAUGACGAUGACGAUAACGAUGAAGUUGACAUUCCUUCCGAUGAUGAUGAUGAUGAUGAUCUCGAUAGUAGCAGUGGUAGCGAAGAGAUUCCAGAGGCCAGUGGGCAAGUGCAACAACUAACAAUUCAGGAAGAAGAUGGCGAAGAGUUAGAAAGUGAGCAGGAACAAGAACCAGAUAGGAUAAAGAUACACGAGUAAGUGAAAAUGAAUGAGUUGCCAAUAAUCUUUCUAGCGAAUUGCAAUUUGGCCCGUGGCGAUCCCAGAAAUCGUUGCGCAAACACAAGGAUCCGAUCACUGACAAAAAAUGACCUAUGUGGCCCUGUGCGUUAUCAUUAAAAAAAAAAAAAGAAGACGUAUGAAAAAGUAAUUGUAUGAGGGAAAUUUCAGGGGCAGGGCCUGUGAAAGCUGUAUGUCCGCCCCAGAUGUGAACUAAAUGAAGAAAAUAAGAAAGGGAAAGAUCGGCAGUUACAUGUCAUGCCAAACCGCGUACUGCCGGCGGACGGCAAAAUCUCAUUAAUAAUCCUCUCAUCCUUUGUAUGCUUGAUAUUGUAUUGAUAUUGUAACGAGAAAUUCUGUUUUGGUCACUCAUGGGAGUUAAAGGUUUAAAGAGUGUACUGAGGAAAUAGUUUUUCCGAAUUUUGCUGGUUUAGAUAUACUGGACCUGAGCCUGGCAGUCAGUUUGCAAUCCAGGAAUUUUGAUGGAAAAAAUGAAGCAAAAUGGAGGCGGUGUUGAUGACACUGUGCAUUACAAUUCAGUUGAAAAUUUCUCUUUCCUAUCUAGUUUCCAUCUAUCUAGAUUCCGUUCUCAUUCAUGACACUGUAAUUGUUUUCAGAGGAACACUCACUUUUUUCCUGUCAUCCUUUACGAAGAAUUGUUUAACGAUUGAUCGUCAGUUCAGUUUUUAUUACUUGACGUCAUUCUUGAUUCUCCCACUGCAUGAUGAAAAGUAUUUUUUUAACGGAAGUGUCAUCAUCUAUUCUAUCAAGAUGAUGUUAAUCAAAUUCAGUCACAAGAUUACCAGAAAUUAUUUAUUUAUUAUCUUGUAUCUCACAGAGACACUGUGACAGUACAAGGUGGCCGAUGGGACGCGAGGAAGGCAGCAACUCACUUGGUAUUUCCACGUGGUUUUGUUGCUGAAGACACUAUGUUCACUCUUUUUCGAUGGAAAUCCUCACUGUGUUCUCCUCCUCUUCAGCCAAAUGAAGCCAUAGUCAGCAAUGUUCUUGAAUUAUCGGCGGACACUACUGAAAGUCUUCUAUUCAAUAAAGAAGUCACACUUGGAAUUUCGCACAGUGCGCUGGACCUUAAAGGAUAUGAAGUGGUGAUUAAGACCUUGGUAGACAGAAAGAGAAAUGAAUGGAGGGACGUCGAGCAAACAGUUGAUUAUAAAUCGCUGUCAGGUAAGCACUGAACGUUAUCGUGAAUUAAACAAUCGGUAACUCGUGUUCAAGCAAAAAGUGGCCUCUCUUAAAAAUUUUUCAAAAGUCAACUUCUCAAAGCGUGUCGACUUUUAAUAGUUUUGUCAAUGUUCUCCGUUUAUGUCGGUGUUUUUUUUUUUUUUUACUUUUUCUUUUAUAAUUUGCUUCUUAUUUCAGAAAGUUUGACAAGAAUACCUACCCCCACACUGUGUUCAAGUGCAUAUCACUGUUUGAAAGGAAACCUUGCCCUGCAAUUUUUUGUUUUUGUAGGGAACGAACUGGCUGUAAAACAAACAGCAAACAAACAAACGCAAGAGUAUGUACAUUGAUUCUCCCAGGGCGAUUCUUAAAUGUAUGAAGGUGUUAGAGGACAUUUGCCUGUAAACUGCAAAAUCUCUCAGGGAGAGCAACAAAAAAUAUUCUAUCAAUCUGUUAGAUCCUGUGGUUGUUGGUUCGCCAAACAGGUUCUUGUGGCAAAUGGUGGCUGCUUAUGAUAUUGUUUGCUGGGGGGUCCCAUUGGAGGAAGGAGAAAGCUGGUUAGAGAACGAUGUGAGCAGUUUUUAAUAUACAUAAGCAGUUUUUAAUAUACAUGUGACAAAAGGAUAUCUCGUAUUCACGAUUUGUUAAUUUAUUGCCUAAAAAUAAUUUUUUUUGCAGAUCUUCAGAAAGUCUAUCACAAUAAUAUUCCUGACUAUCUUCUUCCCGUUGCUGAGACGAAGAUUAUCCAGUGUUCUACCUUUGCUGUGGUUUGCCGUCUCAAGUCCUACAUUUUUACGAUAACCUCAGAACCGUCUACCAUCUCUUUGCCUGAUUUCCCGUUGGUGAAGAUUCAUUUUCCACCUAAUUCGGUCUCGUCCACUGAAGAAAUCAGUGUAAGAGUAAGUACUCUUAUGUAAGGAAGAAACAAAUUCGACGAUGCGGUUUCAUUAGCUCAAUAUGUUCAUCGUGUGAAUGGUCUUUUAUCUGUGGUGAAUCAUCUCGUCAGUAAUUAUUGUUACAGUUGUGUUUAAUAAAUGUAAUGUUAUUAAUGUUUACCAUCGACUGAGUGAUUAAUUGUUUAGUUCAUGCAACUCUUAGGUACAAGAAUAUCUUUGCAAGGAAUUGAAAGACAAGGAAACGCUGGCUGGCCCCAUCAUAAGAAUAUCUUGCAACAAGGAGUUUAAGUUUCACGAAGCUGUCACCGUCCAGCUACCGUUGUCCUUGAGAGACACUGAGCAGGACGCUGAAUCAUUGGGUAUUUCUGAUUUGUCCUUAGUCCGUGCUCGAGUCUUGUUUCAACCAUCCAAUGGUACACAGAAAGAAUGGACUGAAAUCACAGAUCUUCUCGAUUCUCCUCCGUGGCUAGAUGGGUUUGUUAUCAAAUUCAACGUGAGACACUUCUCAGUGUACGUCAGUGCAUCUCUUUACUUCUUUACUUUUUGCUUACCACACCUGUCUCACUCUAAGUGGUACCUUUUCACAUUUUUCAUUUAUAAGCAUAUUUGGGGAAAUUAAACCUAUUUGGUAGCCGAUGCUGUUAAAUAUGAAUCAACUACAAAACAUUUCACGUGAAUGAACAGAUUGAAAAUUAUAUUAAGUCAUAUUAGCAGUGUUGAGAUUCUCGUCCUCUUUUUAAAUCCUUACUGUUUUUCAAUUUUUUUUCGUUUUCCCGUUGUGUAUGCUUUCGUUUUUGGUUUGCGUUUUCGUUUAUUUGGUAGAAUGUCAUAAGAAAUCUUGAUUGUACAAUUUUGAGGAACGUGUAUUGACAUUGGACUGUGUUCCUUUCCCCUUUUUUCUCGAAAGAUUUUGGACCUGGCUCGCAUCAUCAUUAAACCAAAUUGCUCGUGUAUGGAACACGGAGAGUGUACGGCAUUCAGUCGUUUUCACAGCUACUGUUCCAGUGCAUACUAGACUUAACACCGAUGUAGAUCUGCUUUUGUACUGCAGUCCACAUGACAUGAAAAGAGAACACAUUGAUGAUGUGAAGAUGGUUUGGUUGGUAGAAGAAAGUGAAUGGUACGGCAUGGUCACUGGUGAUCAAGCUUAUGUCUUCUUUUCAGGGGAUGCAGCGCAAGUAGUCAAAAAGGAUCGACUGAAGAAUUUUUUUCUCAGGUAAAUUUAAAAUAGGUUUGCUGAGUGUCUGUUAAGUGCUUAUAUAGAAAGAGACAGACAUCACGCCAAGGAAUGAAUGGCUUUCCAAGAAAUCUCCGCCUUGUUAAGUCCUAACUAUAAAAGAGAUUGUCUUCAUUCACAGGAUCUCUCUCUGAGAUAGAGAUAAUUUUCAAUUGGUAUCAUUUUCUAGCACGUAUGAUUUUAUUAUAUUCCACUCAGGUAAACACUGCUUUUCACGCUCCCUAGUUUGGGUUGGCGACACAAAUCAAAUGAAGUUAUUUAAUCUUCCCAGCCUAGUGUUGUGGAUGUAGUGUCCAAGUUACCGAUUACCGUCGAGAAUCAUGAAAGUGUCGUUUUAGGACGAGGAAUAACUAAAUACCCUCAUAGUUAAGCUAAUUUAGUUCUUUAAAUACACCAAAACGUGGUCGGAAAUAAAACUCCUCACUCGAGAUUUUGUCUUUUCAGCUGCUCAGAGGUAGAUAGUACUUGCUAAUCACCUCCAAAUCAGCCAAUCAGCGCGCGCGAAAAGCAUUGUUUAUCUUUGUAGUAUAUACUAGUUGUUAAUUAUCUAAUUAGAGUCCAAUAAAGGAAUUUCUUUCGUAAAAGACUGAUGGAGAAAAUGAAGCGAAAAUUGUCGACUAUUUCCACUGAUCUUGUCUUUGAAUGUUGCUAUUUCCACAGGUUUGAUAGAGAGGCUUCUACUUUUAGACAUCUACCGGUACGCGUGGUAAACAAAGGCUCCCUAACAAUAGAGUUCUACAAAAGUAAAGAUCAGAGUGAGGAAAAUAAGAUAGGUAUACUGGAUAUGGAACUGCCUCCCGCGCUGGACCUUGAGGUGAAUAUCUUUAGUCGGCGCAGUAUAAUAUCAUUUCAUUUGUUGGUAAUAGCUGUCCCUAACUCCACCCCUUGCCACUCUCUGGAACAAACUUAGACCUCACACAAAUCUCUCUACAAAUUGUACAAACAGUUCAGAGCCACUUUAAUUUUUAAAUAUAUGGGUGGAUCAGAGCCAUUGGUACAUACUUUUUUAUUUAACUUAACAGAAAGGUGGUUGUUGAUAUGUUGGUUGCAAUUCGUUUUUAACUUUUAAAGCACAUAAAGGGCUGCGACUAGCAUGCUGAGAAAUAAUUGGACAUUCUUUUCACAAAAUUGUCUGGGGAACAGAUGAAAAAAUAUGGUAGCUUUGAUUUGUUAAAAAAAGUGUUUCAAUAAUAAAGAAAACAUUCUGAGCUACUACUAGGUAAGGUGACUGUUGAAGUGUGAAAUGUUUGACUUGCAGAGUACUCCUGUGAAGUUUCUAGGCAUUCCCGUAGAUGACAGAAUACUUCACGAAGCUCCUUUGAUCGAAAUCCUGCCAGCAUGUAAGGGAGUGUUAGAGGAAAUAGGCCGGUCGGAUAUUCAUGAAAGUCAUUUGGGAAGCGACCUCGAUAAACGUCAGAAAAAAUGUAGUUUCUACCGAGCUCUUGCGAGCUUACCCGUAGAGCAUCAACGAAAGUGCCAUGAUGCAAUCAUUGGAUUUCUGAAGGAGCGCAGACAAUCCGGUUUCGAAGGCUUUGUACACAUCGAAGAACGUCUUAUUCAUGGUAAGUAUGUAAAGCAAUUAACUGUUUUUUUCCCAUUCAUAUAUCAGUAAUUUAUCAUUUAUAAUACUUCCGUAGCUUCGUGAUGAUUAUGGAAUCAAAAGAAAGUUCAAACUCACGGAAAACUUUUAAAAGACAUGUUCGGCAUGACUCAUGCCAUUCUCAGUUUUUUGUGUUGUAUCCGUCGACUUUGUUUUUGCACGCUACAGUCGACAUAUCUGCCACAAAAAAGGCAAUCAUUUUUAAAAUAAACCUCAUUUAUUCUUUGGUUUGUUGCUGAAUCCAUCUGCGUUUUCUCUAAACUCACGCACAUGUAGCUUUCCACCACACUAGCGCACUCUUUUUCUUUUCUGUUUUAUGUGUUUUCCGGUUUGUGUUAUAUCCAGAUGAAGGCCUUUUUUCCCCGGCCUUUCCACGGUACUUUAUUCUUUAAAUUGUAGCAUUCGAGUUUUUAAUUAAGAAAUGCCGCGGAAAAUUUGCUGACACCCAUUUGUGUACUUCUUAGAAGUGAUUCCAGCUUGCUUUUACACAAUCUACAUUUUUCUUUUAAUUUCCUUAGCCGCAAAAGAUGCCUAAUAACUUACCAAUAAAAGCUUACGUUGCGAAGUUUUUGAGAAGCUUUGAGAAUGGUCUUUUUGGAGGAAACUUGCUAAGAAAUUAAAAAUCAAGAAACGUAUAAUCGAUGCCAUAAGAAGAGAAGUGGAUGAUGACGAGAUUUGUUGCAGAGCAGCGCUCAGAAAAUUGUACGAGAAAAGUGGAUCCCGAGCUAAAAAAGUAAGGAAAGGAUGGUUUAUGUUGUGACUUACGAGUAGGAGUUUUAGUUAUGUGAACGAGAACUUAAUCUUGUUUACCGAACUAAUGUUCCACCAAAAGAGAGAAGUUUAGUUUCUUAAUAUAAUUAAAGCGAUUGUAAAAGUUAAAAGGUCUCAGUCGAAAGGGUGUGCAAUCUUCUCACAAUAAGAUACAGAGAUCAAAAUAUUUGCACGACCAAAGAGGGGUAGACAUUUGGUGAAGUAGAACUUGCUUCAUCAAAAGUAAAAAGACACUUGCCGGUUAAAAUUAAACGACUUUCUCUGCGUGCGUCGCUAAAAUGCAAAGUGAAGAAGAGAAGAAAGUCAAAUUGAACUGCAAAGGACGAAGAACUUGCGAAAAGAAAAAUAAGUUGAAAGGGAGAAAAAAGAGUGACGAACGACUCCUGGGAUUUGGCAUUUCCUCUCUCUCCCCCUCACGCCAGAUCCUAUCCACACUUUGUUUUCCUUAUCACCUUCUCCUUUGCGCGUCUGCUACGCAGGCCAGAAUAGGCAUCCUUCAGUUGAGACAAAAGAACUUUACUAUAUUAGGUAAAAAACGUAUUAUACAUGAAUUCGAAAAGAAUCCUUCAUUCUGCUAAUUAUAUUAACGUUGCUUUAAAUAUUGUGCUGCUAUAGCAUAGCCUUUUCUUUUCAAUCCUUACUUUCAGUUUUUAUAAAUUCUCAUUUUUUAUCUCUAUUGUUGUCAAUAUAAAUUAAUAUUUUCGGCUUUGAAUCGAUUAUUUGAAUUAUUUAUUUCUUUUUAUAGUUGAAAAUGUACCGAGGAAUACUUUAUUUUUAAAUGAAAAAAAAGUUCAAAUGAACCUGUGUAAAUAGUAGUUUAUAAAUUAUUUUACAUAGAAGAAAGAGAAGAGAAAAGACAAUUUUCACGAUGAAAAGACAUCAUUGAACAGUGAUGAUUGAAGUGUAUACACGUUAGCACAGUGAGUCAGUAAAACAAUAUGUCAGAACUUAUGGGCUUCUAUUAUAUCUUCUCUUGAAGUUGCCAGGUAUGACUGCUUGCCCCACCGGUUUUUCCGUAACGUGAGUUAAGGACUUUUUCAGACUUCGAUUAAUUCACAAAGCACACCUGUAAAGUAACUUGUUUUCUUUCUUUUCUGUAUUUUUCUCUUGCAAGCGAUUUUGGCCUUUUUUUUGGAUGUCCUUCAUAGUUUAGGGGCAACUUCUGUCAAAUAUUGAUCCACACUUUCCUUAGUUUACUGCAGUUCAAAAUUGAAGAUUAGGUUUGACUUCCCAUUUUUUCACCUAACAUCAAAAAGGGGCCGUUAUUUCAUUGGGAAAUGGGUUAGUCUAAUAUUUCCUUUGUAAAAAAUAAUCUCGGUUGUUGGACAUGUGUUAAAAGUAGGAGACGGAUGAUAAGACUUACCGGCUGCUAAUAAAACAAAAGUUAACACAAUUAUCCAAAGGUUCAUCGUGUUAGAGAAGAAACUUCUCCCUUAUGAAAACGUUCUUCUGACGCUGAUGUGAUCAAGGGAACAAUUUAAUAAUGAACAAUAAUCGAAUGGUUCUAACUUGUAUAUGAACGUUUAAAGAGAUGAAGUUUAAGGUGACAUAAUUGUUACUAAAUUUCCCAGCCCAUGGCUCCCUAAAGAGACAUCUGUUCCCGUUAUUGUUUGUUUGAUAAAUUAUUACUUAACAGUUUCAUAACUUGCAAAAAAAUUUUUUUUUUACUCUCUUUGGGAGUAAAAACAAAUUUCAAAGUAAAACCACUUCGGGAAUUAAUUUAUUUUUUC